GCACCUCCUUUACCCUAGUGAGAGAUAGUACUCUCAGUAUCACUCUCGAAGUGGACCUAGAUUGCUGGGCGACACCCUCCUCAUUUCACGUCGGCAUUCUCUAUCACUGCGCACAUAUACCACCUCACACCCCUUCAACGCAACUCAUCUUGAACUAGUUGCAACGCAAUGCAAACUAGAUCAGCCAGCGGACCGCCGCAUGCGGCCGCGGCACUCUUCCUCCUACUCUGCGCCAUCACGCCCUUCACCGAUGCUGCGCGUCUCCACGGCCGAGGUCACUCUGGCGGUGAAUACCCAUUCUCGCUUACUCGUCUUGUCGGCCCCGACGCGUGUCCCAACUACGGAUGGACUCGAACGGUCCCACUGGCCGCCUUUGGCGCCAACCCUCUCAAGGCUCAAAGUGUUUGCGGUCGCUGCGUGAAGGUCACGGCAUCAUCCACGGGUUUAUCGACCGUCGUCAGGAUCGUCGAUGUCACAAAGAAGGUCCCUCGUGGUCGCCUCUCGCUCUCCGAGGACGCUCUUCAAGAGCUUGGCCUUCCCGAACAGACGUCUGCACAUGUCAAGUGGGAUGAAGUUAAGUGUCCCGACAUCCCCGCGAAAGAAGAAGAAAGCAAACUCUCCGAGCAACUCGACAGGCGCGACGACGGCAGCCACAUCCCCGUAUUCGUCCACGAGCAAUGGCCUGAGGGUGUCACCGAGGAGCAAGUCGUCAACAGCUUUAAGAAUGACAACCGCGCGUUGCAUCGCCGUCACUACGCCGACCCGUAUGCGGAACCAAAGAAGGACUACAGCAGUGACGAGAAGAAGUACGAAAAGAAAUACGACAAAUACGGCAACGACUACGGUUCGCACACGUCCACCAAGAAGUGUUUCGAGACUCUCAAGAUCUACAUCUCGCCUGCCAGUGAACCGUGCCCUGCCACUGCCACAGCCUCCGCGACGGUUACCGCCAGUGCCACAGCAUCCGUCACCGGUCCUCCUGACAACCCAGGUGUCAGCAUUCCUACCCGCACUCGUCGAUCGACCACCGCAUUGGCCUCAGGCACAUCCUCCGUCUCGUUUCAGACCAGCUCUGCGGUUGUCACUCCUACGACCACAAGUAGCGGUGCCUCGGCCUCCCCAUCCACUACGAUUGUUGAGCCAAGCUCCGGACUUACCUCCACCACGGCGGGUGCGUCGUCGGCCACGGGUACGACAUCCACAUCUACAACGGUCAUUACCAUCACAUCCGGCACGGUCACUACUACGUCUACCGUCACUCUUACCUCCACUGGCACCAUCGCAACCGAGACGGCAUCCGUGACUGGCCCUCCUGAUAACCCAGGUGUCAGCAUCCCCACUCGGACCCGUCGACAGACCACUGCGUCGCAAGAAACCGGGGCUUCGUCCAUUCCAAGCUUGUCUUCGUCAGCCCCUGGUUCCACUGCAACCGUCACCACUUCCACUUCUACAACGGUCGUUACAAUCACAUCGGGCACAGUCACUACCACAUCGACGGUCACGCUCACCUCCACCGGCACGGUCAGCGCAACCGGCACCGCUACGGCUAGCGUUACCGGCCCUCCUGACAAUCCAGGAGUCAGUAUCCCCACUCGCACUCGGAGAUCGACCACGGCCGCUGUAGAGACAACUUCAUCGUCCGAGAGCUUCUCGUCGUCAGCCGUCGUGGGCUCUAGCUCAGGGGUUUUGACUUCUACUGCGCCCGCUUCCAGCGCAACGAUUACCACCUCUACCUCGACCACGGUGAUUACCAUCACGUCGGGCACAGUGACGACGACAUCGACAGUCACAUUGACAUCAACCGGGACCGCAACUGCUACCGAGACCGCGAGUGUCACGGGUCCCCCCGACAACCCGGGCGUCAGUAUUCCGACACGCACUCGUAAAUCGACGACGAUCUCUGAACAGACCGGCGCCUCGUCCGUGAGUUUCUCCUCGUCGGCAGUUGCAUCUUCCUCAGGUACCGCGCCUGCCUCAAGCGCCACUAUCACUACAUCUACCUCGACUACGGUGAUCACGGUGACCUCGGGAACCAUCACUACCACCUCGACUGUCACAUUGACUUCGACCGGCACAGCUACAGCCACGGAGACUGCAAGCGUCUCUCAACCUCCUGACAAUCCCGGAGUGAGCAUCCCCACUCGUACUCGACGAUCGACUACUGCAUCGGAAGAGACGAGCGGCGUCUUCUCUUCCAGCACGGCUCCCGCAUCCACCGAGACUACCUCUACGUCGACCACUGUGAUCACCGUGACUUCAGGUACGGUUACGACAACCUCGACGGUAACUCUGACGUCCACAGGCACGGUUACCGCCACUGAGCCCACAGGAACUGCGUCUGCCGGUUUGUCCACCACCACGGCUCCUGCUUCUACGGAAACAGUUACCACGUCCACUUCCACGACCGUUAUCACUGUCACCUCGGGCACCGUCACAACGACCUCAACUGUGACUUUGACAUCGACGGGCACUGCGCCUGCCUCAAGCGCCACAACUGCUUCGGUGACCCAGCCCCCCGACAAUCCGGGAGUCAGCGUUCCCACCCGCACACGCAGGUCUACCACUGCAACAGAAUCAGCCAGUGUCGGGCUCUCAGUUUCGUCCUCCGAGAUCCCAACCUUCUCCUCAACCACCGCCCCUGCAAGCACGGAGACCAUCACUACAUCCACGUCCACAACUGUUAUCACGAUUACGUCCGGAACCAUUACAACAACUUCAACCGUUACGCUCACUUCCACCGGCACUGCUCCUCCGUCGAGCACUUCUGCUUCGGUGACACAGCCUCCCGAUAACCCAGGGGUCAGUGUUCCAACUCGUACCCGAAGGUCUACUAUCGCGACCGAAGGCUUCUCCUCCACUGCGGUCGGGUCGAGCGUGAGCCUGACUACAUCCACAUCCACUACGGUCAUCACGGUAACGUCUGGGACGAUCACAACCACUUCUACCGUGACUCUGACCUCCACCGGAACCGCUGUCGCAUCCUCGACCGCCGUGCCGAUCUCCACUGUGGUCGUGACAUUGCCAGGCACGAGGACUUCGUCCUUGGUCACUGAACCUACCUUCCCUGCGACCUCAAGCGCAGUCGUCGGGAGCAGCAGCUCUGCGGUCAUCACUCCGACCACCACUGUGAUCACCGUCACCUCAGGCACCGUAACCACAACGUCUACGAUCACUCUGACGUCCACGGCAACUGCUACGGCGUCGGUCACUAGUCCUGGUGACAACCCCGGUGUCAGCAUCCCCACCAGGUCGAGGACUUCCACCGGCUUUGGAAGUGCUACGUUCACCUUUGGAAACAGCUUCAGCGUCUCUACCACAACGAUUACCAUCGGUUCGGCGAGUUCCUCGGCGAUUGUCACGGUCACACCUACCACGACGUCUGUAGUGACAACUCCUACCACCACUCCCUUUGGUACGACUUCCGAGUUCAGCACCGCUUCCGUCACCACUACCACCACUGUUGUCACUGUGACUAGCGGAACGAUCACAAGCGAGACCACCCUGACGGUGACUUCCACGGCCGCCGCUACGGCAACUGCGAGUGUUACUUCCCCUGGGCAGAACCCUGGUGUCAGCACUCCAGGCACCCGAACGUUCACUGCCUCUGAGACUGCCUCUGCAGGUCUCAGCACCACUGCACCCUCAACUACCUCGGCCGCAACCAUUACGACCGCAACUUCCACUACUGUCAUUACGAUUACCUCUGGCACUCUGACCACCACGUCGACGUUGACAUUUACCAGCACGGAAAUUGUCGCGACCCGUACAUCUUCCGCUGAGCCAAGCAACACCGGUACUCCCACUGCCACUGCUACUGCUAGUGGAUCAGUUGCCACUACGUCUCUGCCGGCCACUAAUGCCGCGACCUCGGCCGCAUCCGUGACCACAACAACAACCGUCGUGACUGUGACGAGCGGUACCCUCACGACCGAGACUACAUUGACAUUCACGUCAACUGCAACUGCCCCAGCGACCGCGACAGCUAGCGUUACCUCUCCUGGUCAGAACCCAGGAGUUAGCACUCCCGGCACUCGAUCUCUAACGGCUACUGAGACGGCUGGAGUCAGCACUACAGUUGUCGGAACCACGUCUGUUACCUCAUCCCUCACUACUACCACCACCGUAGUGACUGUGACGAGCGGCACGAUUACCAGCGAGACCACGUUGACAAUCACCUCGACGGCGACGGCCACGGCCACUGCAAGCGCCACCGAAGGCUUCAGCACCACUGGAGAUGCUUCGGUAUCAACAACAACUGUUCCAGUGACUAGCCCGGCCACCACAUCCCUCACCUCAUCCCUCACGACGACCACCACUGUUGUGACGGUGACGAGCGGCACUAUUACCAGCGAAACGACACUGACCAUCACGUCGACGGCCACCGCACCGGCCACUGCUACAGCUAGUGUCACAUCCCCAGGCCAGAACCCUGGUGUGAGCACGCCCGGCUCUCGAUCUGAAACCGGCACGAGCACCUUCAUUGGUGAGACAAGCGUCGCUACUUCGGCGGUUGGAAGUACAAGCACGGCAUCGUUGACGACCACUACAACGGUGGUUACCAUUACCAGCGGUACAGUCACGACGGAGACGACCUUGACUUUCACUUCCACGGCUACUGCGACGGAGCCUGCUACAGGCGGCGUGAGCACUAUUCCCGCAACGGAGACAGAGCCAGCCACGGGCGGCAUCACUACCCCUGCCACCAUUCCAGCGACCUCCACUGCAAGCCUCACGACGUCAACUACCGUGAUUACCAUCACUUCGGGCACGAUCACCACCACCUCCACGGUUACCUUGACUUCCACUGCAGCUAGUUCGCCAGUAACCACCGCUUCGGUUACAUCUCCCGGUCAGAACCCUGGUGUGAGCACUCCGGGAUCCCGCAGCACACUCGCCACUGGAAGCUCAUUUGCUACCUUUAGCACCAUUGUCGUUGGAAGCACGACCGGCGUCCCGGCUACUACCCCAGUAGUCACAGUCACGACCGUUGUUACUACCAUUUCUGGAACCCCGACCACCUCUAUCGUCACGGUCACCUCGGCGACGGCGACUGCGUCCGUGACAUCUCCCGGUGAAAACCCUGGGGUCAGUACUCCGCCCACUCGGUCAACCACUGAGUUUGCCACCACUGCUCCUGCAACUUCGGUUGUGACGAGCGUUACAACUGUCGUCACGACCAUCUCUGGCACACCUACGACCACGGUAGUCACUGUCACCACGGGAACUGUCAUUGCUACGACACCCGCCACUGGGACCAUCCCCGUCACUUCUCCAACCCCCACGUCAACCGGAAUCAGCUGCCCAAGCCCAUACCCACCCCCGCCGGCUGGCAAUAACCUUUGUACCUACUCAUCGGGUAUCGUCGCCGGCUCCGUAGUCCCUGGCAGCACGGAGGAAGACCAAGCGACAUUCUACGUCAACAUCACAGCCACUGAGGCGUACUUCCAAGGAUUCUUCGCCGUCAUCCAAUUCUGCCGCGACGAUGAAUACGUCGAUGCAUACACCGGCGCGGAACUUGCGGGCGGAUCCUUCGGCUACGCUACCAACGGCCACUACCUGUUCGUCGCCACCCAGGAAUACUUCGCCAUGCCUGUCGUGCAAGGCGAGACCAGGCAAUUCGCUAUGACCGUGAAGUGGCCCGAAGGCGAAGAUCUCACGCCGGACUUGCGGUUCUCCAAGCCGGCAGUCACCGUUUGGUGUCCAAAGUACCCUGUGCUUGGCUUUGGCCCGUCGUCGACGGACGGACCGUGAAGCAGAAGCAGACCCGUCUUAUCGCCCAAACCCCAUUCGACAUUUAUUCCGAUAGGCGUACUCUAAAGCGAUCUACUACCAUCACCCUCCGAGAAGCCGACAUGACUGGCGAACGUGCUUGCCUGCUUCAUACUGCUGUGCGGCGAAGCGGCAUCCCAAACCAUUCUUGAAAGGACUCGGAUUCGCUUUGGA
Molecule: messenger RNA, 5943 nt
Organism: Fimicolochytrium jonesii
Lineage: Eukaryota; Fungi; Chytridiomycota; Chytridiomycetes; Spizellomycetales; Powellomycetaceae
Exons: 2
Coding region: 169-5751 (1860 amino acids)
Biological process (GO): defense response to fungus; defense response to bacterium
Source: RefSeq, a predicted model, not a curated record